Messenger RNA from Amoebophrya sp. A120, 2498 nucleotides. The record is from the annotation of a GenBank genome assembly. NCBI's taxonomy places the organism in Eukaryota, Dinophyceae, Syndiniales, Amoebophryaceae.
CUUCAGACUGCCACUCCUCAAGAAUACUUAUUUUCGCUAGUGUAGUUCGUGUCUUGAUGAGUUCCUCGGCUACAACAAGUUGAAGAUCGGAAAAUUUACUGAAGGAUUCACGACUUGACAGUAGAACGGCAUGAUGCCACCUGAUUCUGCUUCACCCCGCUCGGGCUCGCGAUCUAUGACUAUACGAACGCUCCCCCAACUACAGAAGUUGACCACAUGUCAUCGGUAGCCUUCCCAGGCUCUACUAGGCAGAAGGCUACAGCCUCCACGCGUUUAUUUUAUGCUCACAACUACAAGCACAGAGCAUUUUCGUUUUCAUCAAAUUCAAACUCAACAAAAUGCGGACCACAUCACCAAGCUGCAGUCUUACCACUCUCCCGGCUCGCGAGAGCUGCUGCUUCUCUUCCGCCCCCAAGAAUCUGCAUCGCGUCCGAUCAGAAGCGCCCCUCCCGCACCUUGUUCACCGCCGCGACGAUGCAGUUGGUGAACUCCCGGUUCGAGCGGCUGGCCCGCCGCAUCGCGAUUUCCGGCGUGCUCACCCGGUCCGAGGCCGAGCAGGCGAUCCGGGAAGGGAACGUGCUCGUCGACGGCUGCGUGGUCACGGAAAACUGCGUCGUUCCCGACUCGGCCUCGGUGGUGUUGAGAAGCAGGACGAUAAACAACAGCAGUACAACAGACAACGCCGACGGGAACAAGAACAGACAAGCGUCUACUUCCUCCUCCACUUCUUCCAAAGCGGCUUCCAACGAGAAUUACCGGUCCCUGAUGAAGGAUGAGGACGCGGAGUUUCUGGAAAAAAACGAGGACUGCCAGUUCAUACCGCCCCAGCAGUACGUCCCUAAAUUAUGGGCCUUGCGGAAGCCGGAGUUUGUGUUGUGCGACUUCGGCACGAACCGAGACCCCGGGACGGUGGGGUCGAGGAGAAAGUGGCGGAAGAAGAACGAUGGCAGUGAAGAUGUUGAUGGCGAAGGAGGUUCAAGAGCCACUGUAGCAGAUGAAGAAGAUCCGAAUGAAGGAGACACGCGCUCCUGGGCGGAAAUCGACGACGAGGAAAUGGAGCAGGAACAGCAAGAGAUGAUGAACCACAACUCCCCCGAAAUGAACGAGAAGGCGAACCUAAGGGAUCUCCUCGACAACUACCGCAAGUUUGACGUGAACCGCAUCGGGGAAAAGUCACUGAACUACGAGCAAUCAGACGACCGAUUGAUCAACAACUUUUUCGUCGUGAAUUAUCUCCGGUAUCGGCACGAGGGGAUCGUCUUGUUGACGAACUGCGGCCGCUUCCGGGACAUUUUGCGCAACACGGAGUUGUGUCCAGUGGAAACGGUUUAUGACAUCAGACUAGCCACGUCGAACAAUUGCGGCGUCGUUGGCAGCUCUGAUGGGAUCAAUGGAGAUGGUUUAUUUGCCUCUAACAUAAACAACAAGCCGCUUUCGAAAAGUCAGAAGAGGAAAAACAAAAUCCCGGUGUCCGAAUUUCCAGCGAUUUUGCAAUCCUGGGCGGACCCCAUGAACGAACCGAAAAAAGGAGGCGGCGUGAUGGUCCGUGGGGUUAACUACGGGCGGAUUUUCGCGAAUUUGAGCAAGCGGAACCCGGAGGAGGGGAGUCUGUGGAUCCGGAUCCGGUUGUUGGAAAAUUUUGCGCAGUCGGGCGGGAAAAAGUUCACGACGAAAAUGAACCCCGAGCUGCUCGUGUGGGAGCACUUGAAAACGAGGGCGACGUUGAUUCGGAGGGUGGUGUGGGGGAAGGUGCAUUUGUCGCACAUCCCGGAUCAAACGAUCUUCCCGGUGGACAUGCACAAGCACGAGUGGCUGCUGCCCUUCGUACCGGUCAGGGAACGGAAGGCGGAGUUGGUGAGGAUAGGGCAGAUGAUGGGGUGAUGUUGAUGUGCUGGAGACCGGGAGGGUAGAGGAGUCGUUGUGGUGGAGCUGGAGUGUUGAUUUGUUGUUGCUUGCUACUUGAGGUGGCAGUUGAACUGGUGGUCGCUGGUGGAAAUUCAUUUGCACUUCCUCAAAAGCCCCACCCGAUGGAAAAAUGAAACGCUACACAAUGAACAAGGAUGCACUGCUGCGAUUGCCACAUCCGCAGCGUCGAUUUAUUUGAGCGAACUGAUACCAGGUGUAAGAAAAAAUGAUCGAGACAGAAAGAACAAUAACAAGCACAAAAGAAAAUGGGCUUCGGGACGUGUUCGACGGUAAUUCACGCCCCCGCCAACAAGUUUGCAGGCUAUGUGCGGAGCUUACCAACGGAAAAAAAGCGGAGAAGGCCGCGCGCUGUAGAAAGUGGGCGGGGGCGCGCGGACGGUUCGCCGCCAAUGGUCUGGCUGUGGGCGUUCGCGGGGCGCUGGGCAGACCCCGCGAAAAAAGGGGCGACGAAGGAGGCGCAGAGCCGGCGGCGCGACGCGUGCCAGGGUGAUGGGGAAGCGGUGCGCGCCGUGCCCUGCCGCCCUCCGCCGCAAAAGAAAAAAGGGGCGCGGCUCCAACAUGCAGCCGACCGA